Messenger RNA from Neocloeon triangulifer, 1264 nucleotides. RefSeq names its product DNA-directed RNA polymerase II subunit GRINL1A-like. Lineage: Eukaryota; Metazoa; Arthropoda; Insecta; Ephemeroptera; Baetidae. Gene Ontology annotation, molecular function: transcription elongation factor activity. Gene Ontology annotation, biological process: transcription elongation by RNA polymerase II. Gene Ontology annotation, cellular component: nucleus. The transcript has 4 exons. The record is from RefSeq and is a predicted model, not a curated record. Bases 114 to 863 code for a protein of 249 amino acids.
CUUGUUGCUUUUGUAAACAAAAACAGCACGCUUAGAAAAAUCCAGAUUCGGAAGAGGGUUUAGCAAUUUUUUGUAGAUCUUCAAAUAUUUUGAGAUUCCAUAGAGAUUGUGCAAUGGAUCCCUCAAAUGUGUUUGUAAGGAGCGCAAAUAAGGAUGAUAGUGAGGGACAAAUACAAAAGCGAGAAAUGCAUGACUUGAAAGCGAAAAAUGACGCUCAACUAAGAGAAUUGCUGGAAAGACAAGAGCGCAUCUUGGGCCAAAAGGGACUUGUUGCAAAGCUGGCAGACAAAGGAGAAAAAGUGCGGAACCUGAAGAGCAGAAUCGAGGAAGAACUUGCUCACCGGGUACAAAUUAACGCUCUGGGAGGGAACCUUACAAAAGUUAAUUUGGGUGAAAACAUGGAGUGGAAUGUGGCUGAGGGUGAGACGACCAAACCGCCUCAAGAAUUGGCCUCUGAUCCUUUGCUGAAUUACCUUCAAUUGCGAAAAGAGAGUGUUGAGCCGUUUGUAGAAAAUAUGUGCACUAAAAUUGAGUCAAACCACCAAGUCGAAGAAAAGUUUCUACCCCACAGGAGCAACGAAGCCCCGAUCAAGUCUCCCGGUGGGAAGUCGCCAAGACCUGAAGGCAUCGAAAAUCAUGCCGUGAAAGAAAUUCCCAUAAAAGACUCUCUUUUCCUGCAAAGGAAACAAGCACAGGCCUCAGUUCCUAAAUCUGCAGCGCAAUUGACGCAAUGGAGGCAAAUGGCAGAUAUGAUGGAUAGUGAGGAGAGCGAAGAUGAAUAUGCAGAGCAAAAGGAAGAAGAAGAGAUGGCUGCUAUAGCUGAACUUGAAGAAGACCCACCUGGGGUCCCAGAUUUUAAAUGAAUAUGUAAGUUUAAUAGGUGAAAGAGAAACAACAGACUUUUCAAUUGCCAUGGAGCAGCAUUUUGUUGCUAUUUGUGCACUUCUUUUUCUUAAGAAAUUGACUGAUUUUUUAGCUUACAAUGUAUGGUAAAAAAUAAUACAUACAUAUAAAAUGUAUAAAAUUAAUUAUUGUGUAUGUGAAAAUUAACUUUGUUUUGUAUCAUUUUUGCUUACAUACAAUAUAAAUGUAAAACUGAAUAUCAAACUGUUUUGUAAGUGGAUAACAACAAUAUUAUGUAAAUUUGUAUUAUUAUCAUAGUUUUUGACACAUUCAAUUUCUAUUAUAAUUUUUUUUCUCUUUUUAUACUUUUUAAUGUCACUUUUUUAUGAUCAUAAAAAUAAAAGAAAUGACGUAAUUGAUA